Molecule: messenger RNA, 3075 nt
Organism: Xyrauchen texanus (razorback sucker)
Lineage: Eukaryota; Metazoa; Chordata; Actinopteri; Cypriniformes; Catostomidae
Product: TNF receptor-associated factor 3-like
Exons: 11
Coding region: 272-1993 (573 amino acids)
Biological process (GO): protein K63-linked ubiquitination; Toll signaling pathway; regulation of apoptotic process
Cellular component (GO): plasma membrane signaling receptor complex
Molecular function (GO): tumor necrosis factor receptor binding; zinc ion binding
Source: RefSeq, a predicted model, not a curated record
UGCUAUCAACAGUAACCUGCCACAGUGGCGGCUUCUCUAUCUUCUCGCUCACCUUUACCGAGCCGUUUUUGAAACAUUCCGAUUUAAAAAUGAAAGGAUUUGAUCAUACGGCCGUUGUUGCCUAUUUGAGAAGCGAAGACGGAGCUGUGGCCGCGUGAAUUUGUCUCGGCGUCUGUCAUAUGUUUGGACCAUCCGUGGCUCCAUUCGUGAAAUUCUUCAGAGAAACACGGUUGGAUCAUCGGACGACAUCGUUGACCAACUGAUUCAUGUCAUGUCCGCAGGGCGUAAUGUGGAACAGCAGAUUCCCCUGCAGCAGCGUGCUCCCUCUCUUGCCAUGCCCUCCAUGGCCCAGCGGCCUAGGCCCGAACCAGGCUUCCUGCCCCUGCAUGGUGGCUUCAGGGACCACUUUGUGACGACACCUGAGCCCAAGUACUGCUGCGAGUCCUGCAGGCUAGUGCUGUGUAGCCCUUGGCAGACUGAAUGUGGACAUCGCUUCUGCGAGAGCUGCAUCAAAGAUCUGCUUAGUAAGCCUGGCCCAGUGUGUCCAGCUGAUUUAGAACCACUCUUUGAAGAUAAGAUUUUCCGGGAUGUUUGCUGCUAUAGGGAAAUUAUGGCUCUGAAGGUCUACUGCCGGAGUGAGAAAAAUGGAUGUAAAGAACAAAUGAAUUUACAACGGGUCAUGGAUCACUUGGAAGUUUGUCCGUACUUCGAGGUGCCGUGCCCCUUGGGAAAGUGUAAGGAGAAGAUGAUGAGGAAAGACAUGCCUGAGCACUUGAGCCGCAAAUGCAAACACAGAGAGAUCACCUGUGAAUUCUGCAAUCACAAGAUGGCCCUCACCGAGUUACAGAAACACAAAGAAACUGUCUGUCCUGCAUUUCCUGUAGCAUGUCCUAAUCACUGCUCAUUUUCUUCCAUUUUAAGAAGCGAGCUGUCCAGUCACCAGAACGACUGUCCAAAGGCCCAGGUGACCUGCCCCUUAAUUCGCUAUGGAUGUUCCUACAAGGGGCUGAAUCAAGAAAUGAGGGAACAUGAGGCCAGUUAUGCCUCUGAACACCUGAGACUAAUGGCAGUCAGGAACACCACACUAGAGGCCAAGGUAGAAGAUAUUAAGAGUGAGCUGAUGGAGCGUUAUAAGGUUCUGCCCAGCCUCAGCAGUCGUCUGGCGGAGGUAGAAACACAAUAUGAGGAGAUGAGAGAAAAAAACCGACAGCUGGAACAGAAGCUUGUCAGCAUGCAGAAAUUGAUGAGUUCUCACUCAGAGAAACUGCUCGAGGUUGAGAUGGAGCUGCGGGAGCUUCGUCCACUGCGAGCUAUAAGGGAGGAGGUGGAAGCUCUCAGAGGAUCAGUGGAGAGCAUGCGUUCAGUUGUAUCAUCUCUGGACUCUGGUCAUGUCGGAUCCAGUUCUGGUUCUCACACCCUGGGCUCUUUAGAUCAGCAGCUCUCAAGGCACGAUGAAAUGUUGAGUGUCCAUGACAUCCGCCUGGCAGAGAUGGACUUGAAGCUGCAGGUGCUAGAGACGGCCAGCUUCAAUGGUACGCUCAUUUGGAAGAUCCGUGACUACAAGAGGCGGAAACAGGAAGCCGUUGCCUCCAAAACCCUCUCGCUCUACAGCCAGCCCUUCUACACAGGCUAUUUCGGCUACAAGAUGUGCGCCCGUGUCUAUCUAAAUGGGGAUGGUAUGGGUAAAGGCACACAUCUCUCCCUCUUCUUUGUGGUCAUGCGUGGCGAAUAUGAUGCCUUGUUGCCGUGGCCAUUCAAACAGAAAGUAACGUUGAUGCUAAUGGACCAGGGGCCGGCAAGGAAACACUUAGGUGAUGCCUUCAAACCAGACCCCAUUAGCAGUAGCUUUCGCCGGCCCACUGGUGAGAUGAACAUUGCCUCGGGCUGUCCGCUCUUUGUGGCUCAGACUGUCCUGGAGAAUGGAACCUACAUAAAAGACGACACCAUUUUCAUCAAGGUGACAGUUGAUACCUCCGAUCUGCCAGAUCCCUGAUUGCAAUUUCAUUGGGUCCAACUAAUACAAAGUCACACAGCCAUCCCAGCCAAGACUAUGAGGCUUCAAAGAGCUGGGCUGAGAGAGGAGGAACCCAUGACAAGUGUGGGUUUUUAACAGAGCGAUCAUAACGGUCAGAGUUGUAUGCUUGUGCUUACGAGAUGGUGCGCUCUUCGGGAAACAGUAGUGCCUUGCUGGGCUAGAUUUUUAACGAAUUUAAGAGGAGGUUUGACCGGACAGUGUUUACACUGUUUAAUUAGAUGAGAUCUCCAGUGCCAACCUCAUUAAGAGAGUAAAGAUCCUUCAACUCUAAAUAAACAAGAGAAUGGUAAUGUCUCUGGAGCUUAAAAAAAAAAAAACAGGAGAAAUGGAAAAGAAAACGGUGUGUAAUUUGUUUGGGAACUAAUGACCAGCCCAAAGUGAGAGGAAACUGUUUACUCUUUGUCAUUGUGUUAGCCUUAAAUAAGUAUGAAUGUAUUUUGAGGCUAAUAGUCAUCUCUCUUAUAGUUGGUUAUAUUGUAAGAUAACCCUUCAUGUUUGGUAAUAAUGACAAGUUUUGUAUUUGGUUGUAUCCGGUGGUUUUGCACAAUAUGCAAAUAAGUACUUGAGCGAACAUCUGUUGUAAGUGUUGUGUGGUGGUGUUCAGUUAAUAUCGAGAGGAGUUUUGUGACUAGAAAUUUAGUUUUUGUGGGCAGGGGUGGAUGUGUUUCUGUGUUGUGUAUUAAUUAUAAAGGACCUGACUAUGGAGCGUUCAUGAAGGACUACAUUGGCACUAAACAAUGACCCUGCAGAAGGGGUUCCAUUGUCAAGAAUCAAAACCUCAGAUUUUUAUGCAUGUAAAACCUAUUCUUACAUGACUUCACCUUCCCUGCGUUUAACACUUUGACACAUUAUUUUUUGUAAUGUCAUAUUUAAUGGAUGCUAUGCAUCGGAAUAUAUUGUCCUUAUUUUGUGUUUUUGUAUUUUAUUUUUUAAAACCGUUUGAAAUAAUGCCUUUGUCUCCAGCCAUGCUUCCGGAGACACAUACAAUAAUCCAGAUCAUUUUUCAUGGUAGGGAUGGUUUUUGCACAAGUAUUGUUUGA